UUUAGGGUGACAGGAUUGGGAGCAGGCGGAAAGAAAUGUGUUUGGGCUUGGGGCUCAACUGGCGAAGAAAAGUGGAAUCCAGAUUUGGAAAUUGGCGUUGACUGGAAGUCACUCAUACGUACAGCCCUUCUCCCACUGACUACUGACUUUUUUCCGGAUGCACGAAGCAUUAAAGAAGACUAUUUUGUUCAGGCCCAUCAGUUCCCGGUAUAUCUGGAUGCCAUGCGUGAAUGGCUGGGUGAUCCGAAAUGCGAUGACUUGGAACGACUUCGAAAUCUUCUCUUCGAUCAACUCAUUUGUCAGCGUCUGCAGCGAGGAUUCCAGAUUGUGCUGUUGAAUAAAAGAAUGAUACAUGCGGCUAUUGGAAUCAGUGUAAGCCACUAA
Messenger RNA from Gongylonema pulchrum, 384 nucleotides. NCBI's taxonomy places the organism in Eukaryota, Metazoa, Nematoda, Chromadorea, Rhabditida, Gongylonematidae. The record is from the annotation of a GenBank genome assembly.